Messenger RNA from Pistacia vera, 786 nucleotides. RefSeq lists its product as uncharacterized. The record is from RefSeq and is a predicted model, not a curated record. The coding region runs from base 1 to 786 and encodes 261 amino acids. NCBI's taxonomy places the organism in Eukaryota, Viridiplantae, Streptophyta, Magnoliopsida, Sapindales, Anacardiaceae. The transcript has a single exon.
AUGGCUUCUUUUCAUUUUAACAACGUGAAAGCUGAGAAAGCCGAAGCUAUGAGUUGGCACAAUCGCCAGAAAAAGUUGAUAAGUUUUCGUUUCCUUCUAGAAGUUGUCGCGGCUUUGGCUUUGCUCUCAUGGUCCUCUUAUACUUACAUCCCCGUCGCCACUGAGAUGGCCAAAGGUUUUCUCAGCCAACCCCUCGCUGUUUUUGAUCGGUCUUUGUUCGUUUUAAUGAUAAUCAACGUGCUCAUGCUACUUAUCUUUGUUUCCUCUUCCCAAACGCCGGAAAAAUCAGAUUUUUUCGACGAGUACGUCAACUUCACCACCAACGUCUCUCGCUGGAGCGUUCCCGCGGCCGAACAAUCUACAGAGCUGAAAGAAACAACUGUAUCUGACAAAGAAAUCGUUUGUGUGGAUAAUGCGGUGAAUUCUCAAGUCAAUAAAAAUGUUGUUCCUAAAUUUUCUGUUAGCGUGACGGACUCUGGACCGAAGGAAAAGCAUGUGAUUUCUCCAGUUCGGUGUAGUACGGUUGAUGCGGUGAGUGAGUCGAAGAGGCACAGAAGGAGUCGGUCGGAGCGUUUGGAACAAGAGAAGCAGAGGGAGCUGCGGAGAUCAAAGGCGGUGGUGAAGCGGGAAAUGGUAGCAGAAAAAAGUGAACCGCCAAGGCGGUCGAGUGCUAUGGAUGAUUUGAGCAGCGAAGAGUUUAGGCUGGCAAUAGAAACUUUUAUUGCUUCCAAGAAGAAAACUUUAAUUCGAGAGAACACUCUUGGUCUUAUGCUAGAAAGAAAUUAA